AUGAAGAUACUUUUCUUGUGCACUGCGCACAACUCCCUGUCUCAGCGACUCUUCUUGGCGCUCUCCGGUUCCCACAAUGUCAGCAUCGAGUACGCUCUUUCCGAUGAGGUGAUGAUCUCCGCAGCUGCUUUGGCCAGACCCGACAUCAUCAUCUGCCCUUUCCUCACGACUUUGGUACCGAAGGUGCUGUACGAAAAGUACCUCACACUUAUCAUACAUCCUGGGCCACCUGGAGAUGCUGGUCCUAGCGCGCUCGACUACGUCCUGAUGGGCGAUGACGGCUCAAUAGAUGAUGUUGAUGAUCUAAUGCUACAGCUCGAUCGCAAAGAAAGCACUACCGGGCUCACUGUGUUGCAGGCCAUUGAACAAUUCGACGCCGGUCCUGUAUGGGCAUUCGACCAAUUCCCCAUCGACAUUGAUGAACCAGGUCUAACAAAGUCGAGUCUAUAUCGUGGGGCAGUCAGCAACGCAGCCGUCGCCGCCACAGUGACAGCACUCCGUCGGAUACAAGAUGCCGCCCUCAGCUCUGCACACGAUUUUGCGGGUGCUCCGAAAGUCUACUCUACUCAACGUGGAAGAAACAGUCCUAUCACCUGGUCAUCGCAAUUGACCGCCGACCCGAAGUUUGCCGUACUCUCUGUCAGCGACCACUCACCAUUCCUUGGUGGCAAGCUCCAUCAUCGACCACUCCUCAAGGCCGCGAGUCGCAGCUUCGACUUGACGAAACACAGUGCGCAACAAGUAUCACGCCGCAUUCGAUGCGCCGACUCGCAGCCCGGUGUACUCAGUGCCAUCUUUGGACCAAGCCUCUAUCUCUACGGUGGCACUAUCGAAUCUGGCUCGCCAACCUUACCGAAGACGAAGCUAUUCGUCGGCAAGACACGCAUACUAGCAACCCGCAACGAGUCUGUCUGUGUCGAGGCGGCCGAUGGUAAUGGUGUCUGGAUCACGCAUGUUCGCCGUCCCAAGACCAAGACAGAUAAGGCUCUUUGGCCCAAGGUGCCCGCAACGAAUGGCCUCCUCGAGCUUGGCGUCAUCAAUCAUGCCGAUGUUCUCUGUCUCGACUCGCCUCUGCUAACAGACUGGUCUCGAGUGUCGUGGGAUACCUUGCAAGAAGUGUGGGUCGACUUCGUCACCGACAAGCAUGGCAACACCUCUGCAUAUCUCCACUUCGACAUCUACAACGGCGCGAUGUCCACCAACCAGUGUAGUCAUCUCCUCUCGGCCAUGGAGUAUAUAAUACAACGGCACGCUACUGGACAUCCUAUCCGCGCCGUCGUCCUCAUGGGAGGUGCGUACUUCAGCAACGGUAUUGCUCUCAACGUCAUCGAAGCCGCAAGCGACGCUGCCACCGAAUCCUGGCUCAACAUCAACCGUAUCGAUGACCUCGUCCAGAUGAUUCUCCAGGAGUUUCCACGACGCAACAUCAUCACUGUGGCUGCUGUACGAGGGAACGCUGCAGCUGGCGGAGUGGCCUUUGCCGCAGCCUGCGACUACGUUAUUGCUGGAUCGAAGGUCGUUCUCAACCCGGCCUACCGCGCCGUUGGCCUAUAUGGCUCCGAGUACCACACUAUCUCCUACUUCGGUCGUUGCGGGACGGCGAGGGCCAAGCAUCUUCUGCGAGCCAUGAAGCCCAUGAGUCCAUCUCAAGCUCAAGGUUAUAGUCUCGUCGACUUCGUCUUCCCUUCUGGUCCAGAGCUCGACAAUUGCAUUCGCUACCACGUUGAGAUGCUUGUUAAGAACGGCGAUCUCAAGCGUGGUCCCUGGAAAGCAAGCGUUGACACAUCAGCGGCCUCCUUGGCCAAGGUACGAGCUAUGGAGUUGAGUGAAAUGAGCAAGGACUUCUGGAGUGCUCGUUCGGUACGAUAUCACAGCCGUCGCUUCGACUUCGUACGCAAAGUCAAGCCGCGCCAGACUCAGCUGCGAUUCGCCACUCAUCGUCGUCUGCAGCAGGGUGUCAGCAUGCACGAUGAGGAGGAGCUUGAUAGCUUCGACGAUGUAUCGUACUACGAGCAGCUGGCCAAGCGUCUGGCAGCUGAUGCACUUCGUGACGAGGUCCGUGGCGAGAUGAGCUCAAUGGUUGCUCGUUGGACAGAGCAGGAACAGAUGGAGAGGGUUCAUCGUCGCGGCUCCGUGGCCUUGCAGUUCGAGCAAGAGACUGCUCGCGUCGCCCUGCCUGGUGCUGAGCGUAAGACCGAGACUGUGUUUUCCUGCUACUACAACCCUAUUGAUAACGGCAUUAUCACGCCACCGACGUCCCCAGGUUAG
Molecule: messenger RNA, 2268 nt
Organism: Recurvomyces mirabilis
Lineage: Eukaryota; Fungi; Ascomycota; Dothideomycetes; Mycosphaerellales; Teratosphaeriaceae
Exons: 3
Coding region: 1-2268 (755 amino acids)
Biological process (GO): biosynthetic process
Source: RefSeq, a predicted model, not a curated record